This is a messenger RNA of Episyrphus balteatus (marmalade hoverfly), 8180 nucleotides long. RefSeq names its product tight junction protein ZO-1 (gene pyd). Gene Ontology annotation, cellular component: plasma membrane; bicellular tight junction. Gene Ontology annotation, biological process: cell-cell junction organization; protein localization to cell-cell junction; cell-cell adhesion. Lineage: Eukaryota; Metazoa; Arthropoda; Insecta; Diptera; Syrphidae. The record is from RefSeq and is a predicted model, not a curated record. The transcript has 16 exons. Gene Ontology annotation, molecular function: cell adhesion molecule binding. Bases 499 to 7656 code for a protein of 2385 amino acids.
GUAAUUCACAUUCGCUCUACGCACAUUUUCCUCGUAUUUUCUUAUUAGGUACCUGCUUUUUUUCAAUAGAAUUAAAAAUGGAGAAAUAAUUGAAUUGUUUUGUAAUUUUUUAUUGUGAGUUUGUUGUUGUUUCAUUAUUUUUUUUGUCGAUAACCAGUUCAUGAAGUAAAAGUAAAAUAAAUAAGGAUAGGAGUUCGACUUCGAUCAAUGUUUUAGUGCUGCGUCCUGCGCUUUUUCCCCCAUUCCGCUUCGCUAUUGCGACAUUGCGAGCGAGUCAUAAUAAUUUUUUCUAGUUUUUGUUUAUUCCCUGCCAUACUUUUCUAUGAAAUGUGAAAUCCGGCUUUUGAAGCAAAAUGUAAACAAGGAGUCUGUGCCUGGCAGACGAUGAAGUGAGAAUAUAGUAAGUGCAGUGCGUGAUUUUUACAACCGACUACAGUGAGUCAGAGUUGUCUUGGCAAAAACCAAAGUUUUUGUAUUUGUUGUUAUUUGUUUUAAACAAUGUCGCACGAAGAAGAGGAGGAAGUGCGAUCGCUGUUGUCGCGCCAUCAGGAGCGUAUUAUUAGUGAUCUGCAAGGAACAGACCUGUUGGCAGUUUUGGUUAAAAAUUCCGUGUUGACAACAUCGGAGGAAGAACUUCUGAAAUCUUAUCCAGCUACAAUUAGGGGUUUAUCGCGAGCGGGAAGUGAAAGAAGUGCAAGUAGUGUUUAUGGUGAAGAUGGUGAUAACAGUUCACCAACACCAUCGGCUGGUGGUGGGAGCAUAAGUGCUCGAAGUGCUCGGGGGAGCGUUGUUUGUGAGAGUGGUAAUAGUGGUGGCGUCAGAGAGAACCCAAUGAUUAAUGACGCCGAUGUGCAGCGGUGGCAGUGUGCCAACUUAAUAGAAAUUAUUGCAAAAAGUGGCUUCGAGAGAUUCAAGCAGUUUUGUUAUGCCAUCGAAAAUGAAUGCCCACAACUGAUAGAAGACUUGAUCAACGAUCGUUUAAAAUGCGAUACAACAACUAUAGUGAGUUCGAACUCGAAUGAGGAAAAAAUCAAAAAAGAAUUGGACAGUGAUUACAUUGAAAAAGACAAGGACAUUGACCGUUCUCGUCGUGCGGUUAGUUACAGCGGUUCUACGACUAACUCACUGCCUAGAGCUGCUCCUCGACGGAUCUCUUUAAUGAAGGAACCACCACCACCGCCACCCCCAAAGCCCCCAUUAUCACACACAUCGUCUAUAAACUCUUCGAUCACGGCUCCUUCGCCGAUUCCAAGUAAAUUUCCUCAAACCGAAUACAAUUUAAUACAAAGACUAGAUUCUACGUCGAACUUGAGUGUAACGCAACAGAAUUUGUACCAAGCUCCAUCUACAAUAUCAAGUAACUAUUCGUCGUUGUUGUGUCAUGCACGUUCAACAACAAGUCCAACUGCGGUGCGUAAACGUGAGAAGCUACUGCAUCGAUUUAGUGAUGCGGCAACAUUGGGCAGGAAGCUGAAGAAGAAGAAGAACACGAAUCGGACAUGCCAUUCGAUGACGGAGGCGAUUGAGAUGCUAGCCGAUCCAGUGAUUGAGGAUGAGUUUUUUGGUGAUAGAACUACAUGGGAGUACCAUACAGUUGCAGUGACAAGAGUACCCGGAUAUGGAUUUGGUAUUGCUGUAUCGGGAGGUCGAGAUAAUCCACAUUUUGCUAAUGGUGACCCAUCGAUAGCUGUUAGUGAUGUGCUUAAAGGUGGACCUGCUGAAGAUCGAUUGCAAGUAAAUGACCGUAUCAUCUCGGUAAAUGGUGUAAGCCUAGAAAACGUCGAAUACGCCACCGCUGUUCAAGUAUUACGUGAUAGUGGAAACACAGUAACACUUGUAGUUAAACGACGAGUGCCCAUCAGUAGUACAUCAUCCCAUCAGCACUCACACAGCAUGAGCUCAGUUGGCUUAGUACAGCAACCCAUAACAUCGCCAGGUCUUAGCCCGGCGACUGCAUCACCAAUUCUGAAUGCUCCUGGACCUGGACAACCCAUUAAAGUCACCCUAACCAAAUCAAGUAAAAAAGAAGACUAUGGCGUUGUCCUCGGUUGUCGCCUUUUCAUAAAGGAAAUAUCUUCGAAAGCUCGGGAUCAACUUGCCGCUAACGGUUACUCUUUGCAAGAAGGUGAUGUUAUCAGUAGAAUACAUAACACAAACUGCGGUGACACAAUGAGCCUUAAAGAAGCCAAGAAAAUUAUAGAUGGAUGCAAAGAACGUCUGAAUUUGGUUGUUCUUCGAGACAUUACUAACCAAGGCGUGGCCACAAACGUGAAUACGAAUCACUUAAAUAACUCAACAACUCAGUCUUCGUUAUAUUCACACACGCAGCAAGUUUCAAAUUGCAGCAAUAAUCUAGAUGAUCCGUAUUUGGGUGGCGGAGCCAGUUAUUCAUCACAGAAUCUUUAUGUUCAACCACCGACUCGUUCCUCAAACGGUCCAGUGGGGUUAGUCGAUGAAAAGAGUAAUUUAACACCGCGAGGAAGGUCUCGAGGCCCUUUGAUGGAUGUAUCCCUUUCCCAGUUAGACCGACCAAGUACCCCACCAAAUGGAAAUAGCUCUCGAACGAGGACAGAUGAACCGCCCAGACCUCCACCACCACGUGGUAGUGGAACUGGUGAAGAUUUCUAUAGCUCGCGAAGACAACUGUAUGAUGAAGAUCCCUUGCAGAGGUCUCGGCAAUCAGCUGAACCAAGGUUUAUUUCCUUCCAAAAAGAAGGUAGUGUUGGAAUUCGGCUAACGGGAGGAAAUGAAGCUGGAAUUUUUGUAACCGCCGUUCAGCCCGGUAGUCCUGCUUCUUUGCAAGGCCUUACACCUGGUGACAAGAUUCUUAAAGUAAACGAUAUGGACAUGCAUGGUGUAACAAGAGAAGAAGCAGUUCUAUUUCUUCUCAGUCUCCAAGAUCGGAUCGACCUAAUUGUGCAAUACUGCAAAGAAGAAUACGAAGAGGUGGUGGCAAAUCAGCGUGGUGAUUCUUUCCAUAUAAAAACCCACUUCCAUUGCGAUAAUCCGUCCAAAGGAGAGAUGGCCUUCAAGGCAGGUGAUGUUUUUAGAGUAAUUGACACGCUUCAUAAUGGCGUAGUUGGUUCGUGGCAAGUGUUGAGAAUUGGACGUGGUCAUCAGGAGAUGCAGCGCGGUGUGAUUCCAAAUAAAUCUCGUGCCGAAGAAUUAGCCACCGCACAAUUUAAUGCCACAAAGAAAGAAAUGAAUGCAUCAGAAUCAAGGGGUAACUUCUUUAGGCGACGGAGGUCAACUCAUCGACGCUCUAAAAGUCUUUCGCGCGAGAACUGGGACGAUGUUGUCUUUUCUGACUCUAUUUCUAAGUUCCCAGCCUAUGAACGCGUUGUUCUCCGCCAUCCAGGCUUUGUUCGCCCAGUGGUUCUUUUCGGACCAGUCUCGGAUAUAUCCCGUGAGAAGUUGACCAAAGAUUUCCCUGAUAAAUUUACUGCACCACUGCAAGAUGAUGAUAAGACCAACUCCAAAUGCCGCAUUGUCAGACUGUCAAAUAUCCGUGACAUUAUGGAUCGCGGAAAGCACGCACUGCUCGAUAUUACACCAAAUGCUGUUGAUCGCCUUAAUUAUGCUCAGUUCUAUCCUAUUGUUAUUUUCCUGAAGACAGACAGUAAGCAUGUUAUCAAACAAAUGCGUCAUGGCAUACCGAAAUCAGCCCAUAAAAGUUCAAAAAAACUCUUAGAGCAAUGCCAGAAACUCGAACGUGUUUGGUCACAUAUUUUCAGUACACAAAUUGUACUGAAUGAUACAGAAUCAUGGUAUCGAAAAUUACGCGAAGCAAUAGAUUUGCAGCAAAGUGGUGCUGUUUGGAUGUCCGAAACUAAGCCUGUUGAAUCCCUAUCCGACGAUUUCCUAUUCCCAAUGACCACAUCCCGUCUAUCGUACGCAUCAAGUCCUGAAUCCGAUUUGGAAUUAAGUCCUGGACCAUCGACAUCAUUAUCACUAGGCAAUUUACCGCAAUUGGUUAAAUCCAGCUCAGAUCCAUCGAUUGCAACUAAUCAGGAUAACUUGGAUAGGGAUAGAGACAUUAUUGGUGAAGGAUUACCACCCCCAUAUACGAAUCCCUAUGAACAACCGAAUCCCCCACAAAAUCGUCGUCAAACCAUGGACACUAGUCUAACAAGUAAAUAUAGCUAUCCUUCGGCAGUGAAUCAAUCGGUGACUACCGAUUCCAAUGCUACUCCCUCAAAUACGCGUCCACAAUCUCUAUAUGGUAUAAACGCUCCAGAUCUGCCUCCACGCAUCGACCGACAUGUCAAACCUUCUGAUAUCAUCGGAAAUACACCGCCAUCCCGCACCAAUAGCUCAGGCGGUACGAUCGGUCGAUCUGCUCAGGAGCGACUCUUUGGCAAACCGGCUGUCAGUGACGAUGUUCAAGCCGAAUAUGUUUCAAGAACAACAACGAACGAUUCAAUUGACCGCACUCAACAAAGCUCUUUGGAUAGACAGCAAAGGAUGAAUUCCGUUGUAGCGAGUCCACUUAAGCCUACACAGCAAAAUGGGUCGGCUUAUGAUAGUGUGUCGAGCUAUGAUUCAUACAAUACAACACAAUUGGCGGGUAUUCAGAACGUAAGGCUGGGACCAAACGCACCAGAUGAUCUCAAGUCAGUACCGAAUGCAAAUGGACGUCCAUUACCUCCAGGGGGAAUAAAUCCAAAUGGACAAGAAUUCAGAGGCGUACAUGAUCAUCAUGCAAGGAACUUCAUUGGAGCGAAUGAUCUCAAUCGACAAAACAGCCCCGGAAGACCUCAAUAUCAUGAUAUGGUUUCGGCGAGAAAUAUUGAUCCGCGAAAUGCAAUUUUAAACACACCUCCAAGACCUUCCAAUCUGGGUUUAGAAAAUAGUCCGCGCAAGCAAGUUCUCGAAACAAAAACCGACUAUGGGAAAUACAGCCGGAACAAUUCAGCAUCUCAAGCUGACUAUUCAAAAAUUCCAAAAAAUACACAUGGUAUUGUUCCACCACCGAACGUCAAUGCAAACGGAAAUGGUACACCAAAUGGAAGUGGCGGACCAUUCAAACCUGUGCCACCACCAAAACCGAAAAAUUACCGUCCACCUAUGCAGGGUAAUGGACAAUGGGAAAAUGGAGAACCCGGUUCACCUAGAUCACCAAAUGGAUUUUUCUAUCCACCUACACCUUCCCAUUAUCAUCAUUCUCAAACACCUGGAUCACCGCACACCUCCAAUUCAAACGGUUCAGGACAACAAAACCAUAUUUAUGGGACUAGCGGUGGAGGUGGCGGUGGGCAUUAUAAUGGAAAUAGUCAACAAAAUUCUUAUGUUCAAUCCAAUGGCUACAAUGGCAAUGGACAUCCUUAUUCGGGAGGAGGAGGUCAACAGUACAUGCACCGUAGCCAUCCUCCACAAAUUGCUAACCUCCCGCCACAUACACCUGAACGACAUGCUCUCGAUUUGGCCGGCAGUCGAGAACAACGAGGAUCAGCUUUUGAGUUAUAUCGGAAACCGCAGAUUGGAGCUGCCGGGCACCAUCAUAAUAUGAGCGAUAUGGAGCCGUAUGACGAGCGGUACAGUAACUACUACCAAGUUCCACAACAUCCUUCUCGUGCCGUUUAUGGAUCAGACCCUGCUAAUAAUGCAGCCGCAUACCACCAUCUUCAGCAACAACAAUAUUAUAAUAUGUAUCCAAAUUCCCCACCGCCUCCUUUGCCAAAAGUCAAAAAGAAAUCCGUACUCAAAUCCCCACUGACUGCAAUUAAGAACGCUCUUAUUAAGUCCACCCGACCUUUACGUCGUAUGAACAGCAUGGUGGAGCCAGAUAAAAAAUCUAAGCCUUUGAGGAGACAGUAUUCCAUGAUGGAACGGGGAAUAGGUCGACUUCAAUAUCCCGACGAUUAUCCCACCUAUCCCGCCGGAAUGCAUGAUCAAAGAAUUCCGUAUAACGGAGGGCGGGCGACUAGUGUACCCGUUCGCGAUCAUUACCUUUCACGCGAACAGCAAGAUAUGAUGAAUAGUACAUAUCAAAACCUUGAAAGCGAGGACAUAUAUGGAAACAUAGCCCCAGCUCAAUGUCGAAGGGAAGAUUACGAUGACAUGUAUUCGAACAGAGCAUUGAUAGACCUUGAAAGAAGGCAGGCAGAGAUGAUUGCUGCUAAUAGAAACGGCACAGGCGGUCGUAGAAUAAUUCGUCGUCAUAGUACAAGUGUUGCAGAUCGUAGCUCAGAUACACGUCGAAGACCUUCCCAACGCAUGCAGAGUCCUGAAGCGUAUGCCCGCGAAGAAAUAUACCAAAGUCGACAGGGUGCUUACAUGUUAACCGAACCAAGAAGACCUCCGAAUUCUGAGGUCAUGACUCGUCGUCGUUUCUAUCCUGAUCAAAUGGAUAUAUCUGAAGAUCCAAUCUAUCAAACUCGCCGAGAAGUUCAACGAAACCAGAUAUAUCAGUCGAAAAAAGAAAUGCAAGAACGCAUAGCAGCAGGAAAAAAAGAUAUUGAAAGAGAAUUUAGUCCUCCCAGUAGUAGCCAGUCGGAACGCGAUGACAAAUCCGAACGAGACUCUAUCUAUCAAUCUCGUCGGGAAGUUAAAGAGAGCGGCCUUAAAACAAGAUCUCAACUUCGCGAACAGAUUUAUCAAACCCGCCGUGAAGCAAUGGAAUCGAUGGCGGAACCUAUUUACGUUUCAAAAAGGGAUGUAGUUAGGCCCGAGCCUAUAUAUGAGACAAAAGAAGAAUGUAGUAUACUAGCAUCAGGAGAAAAUGAAACCGAUGAGAAAAAAGAAGAAAAAACAGAUAUUACAAUAAUUGUGAACGGAAAUGGUGGUGGAAGUAAUGGUUCUUCUCAAGAAGAAACCCUAAACAAUUCAAAACACUCUGACCUGCAACUUUCUGCAGACACAGUAAUUGAGAAAACAGUCAUUCCGGCUCUAGCUGCAGCAAGUUUAGCUGAACCAGAAGACGAUGAUGUGUCGGAUGAAAAUGAGGUCGAAGAAGAAGAAAUUGAAGAUUUAGCGUCUGCAAAAAUUGCAGAACCAACAAAGCCCCUACUUUCGCCAACAGCAGCAACGCGAUCUCCUUAUCACAUAGCAAAUAUGCGACGCACAGCUGCUUCGCGAACAUCACUUGAAACUCAAUAUACAUCACAAGCUAGUUUACCCGUAGGACCACCGAACGCAACUAGCACACCUUAUGCAAGUGACAUGUCACUACCAAUGGCUGGGCCCGUUAGAGGGCCAACAGUUUCCGGAGGAUCUGCAAGCCAAAGAUUUCCAACAGUGCCACGAGAGCCGACAACAACAAAAGGUGUCUUCGAUCACAAUGGUGGUACCUUAGCGGAUAAUUUUUGGAAUGUUUCGCUUCAAAUACCACCAAAUGCUAUACCGCAAGGUGUCAAACAAGAGAUCUAUUUUACCGUUAGCGAUCCACGAAUGGGCGAGACAGUUGGCGGACCACCAUUGGACAUGGAAAAUGGUGAAACAAUGCUCUCGCCUUUAGUAAUGUGCGGCCCACAAGGUUUGGAGUUCCUAGUCCCAGUGACCUUGAACAUCCCUCAUUGUGCCGGACGAACAGCAUCGCUGGGACUAGCCCUGAAGGCCACCGAUAGCGAAAAGAAUCUUCACACUGAAUGGGAUAAUAUUGAUUUACCAAGCAAUGCAGCCGCACAUACUGUUUCAGUUAAAGUCGACCAUUUUUGAAAUAAACUUAACUUUAAAUUUAAACAAAAGAAAUAUAAAUAACAGUGGUAUUUUAUUGAGUUGCUAAAUUAGUUUUUAUUUUUGAUCUGACUGUUUACAUUAUUGUUUAUCGAUUCGAAUUAUUAUUUUAUUAUUAAAAUAUUUUUUUUUUUUUUUCAAAAAUAUUAUUUGUAGGUAUUAACUUUUUAUUUAAUAAUAAGCCAAUUGUAUUUUUAUGUAAAUAAUUAAAUUUCAACAUUUUUUUAAGUAAUUUUAAUUAUGCAUUAACAAUAAAAUGAACGAGUUAUUUACGAAAAAAAUGAAAAUUAUUAUAUUUCGUGCCUUUUAAAUAUUUGUGUGUCAAUACAUAUGAAGAAAAACUCAAAAUAAAAAAUUGUAUGACAUACAUUUUUACGAAAUAUCGAUUUACAUAAGAAUAAUUAUUAACCGCGCCUGUAGCAUGAAACAUAAUAAUAAAUAAAUAUAUAAUAUAUCAAUACGCUAUUUUAUACAUAAAUAUAUACCAUGUAAAUAUCGAUUUAAUU